AUGCCUUCUUCAAGUUUGUUUGUGUCUCAUCAUUUUAGCGACAAGCCUUUGUAGCUUUUGCCCCAUAAACGGACCAAUGUGGUAAAUCUGUGCCAUGCUACCCACACACAACCCAGAAUUCCUCCAAUGACACUGACGAGGGGCUAACGCUCGAAACGUCAGCUUUUGAACUCUACUCUACUAACUUAGCAUGCUAAACUCGUUUGUAAAUCCAUUGAUCUACUGCUGGAGGCAAAAAGAAACGAGAAAGCACGUUCCUACACCUUGUACAAGAAGAACCCAGGUUGUGCAUCCUGUCAUCCAGCAAAGAAGGAGACUAAUUUAUGGGAGAAAGACUGAAAAAAGGUCCUUGUCGUUAGUUUAUGUGACAAUGUAUUUUUGUUAGGAGAGUUAAUUCGUUUAUUGCGCGCAAAAUCUGAUUCUUAAAAAGACUAUUUGAACUCACAGAAAAUCUUUGCAAGAAGGGUAUAUUUUUAGUAAUAAGCCUCACUAAAAAGGCGAUUUCUUUUUAGCAAAAAGAGCUACACUGAAUGAUUCUCAGUUCGAAGAAAGUAAUGAUUGCAAUUUUUCGUCCCUGUCUAAUGAACUACAAAGGAAUUAGGCACAAUUGAAUUGAAAUCUCUCAAUGAUUUCAUCAAACAUAUAAAGCAUUGACAAUCCUGAAGGACUUGUAUUGACAUCGUCAUAUUAAACGUUGUUCAAUUACGUUCUUCGGGGCUGAAACUAAACUCGGAUAAGGCUUAUCCGAGUUCAAAUUGACUUAGGGAGUAUACCUCCUUUAGUCAAUGCACGACCUGGUCCUCAUUCUCGAUACAAACUUCCUCAUCAAUUGUUUACUCCAAAAGUAAAUCAUUGGGUUAACUAGCGCGUUUAAAAUUUCCCUUUUUUCCACAUUUGUUCCCUGAUUGAGAAAAUAUCAUGUCUUAAGCGCCCUGUUUUCUUCCUUCAUCUUUCCACUUCUUUUUGGUCGGUUCCUGUGCUUUUAUCUUCCUUUGUUUCUGUUAUGCGAAGUCGUCCACCGAACAAGAACAACUGGUUGUAGAUGCUAAAAGUGUCCUCAACCAAAUUCAUUGGGAACUUUUCGGCUCCGUUCAAAUCUUGCGCACGCUUUGUGUUUAGUAGUCAAUCGCUGAGAAAAAGUAACGCUGUGAUGUAAAAAGGCCACAAUAAUUCUGGCCAUGCAUGCUUUAAAUGGCAUCUUGUGCGAAGGGGCAGGUGAUAACAAAGUUAUCUCGACAUGAAGAGUUUUCAGAUCUUAUGCGAUCAUGAUUGACGCUAUAUUUCUUUUCUAUAUAUCAUAAUGUGUUUAAAGAGACAGAUAAGAACUUCCUGAUGUGUUUUCAAUCUUUGAAAUAAUGAUAAAAAAACCGACAACAAAAACCUCUGAUAGGCUCAGUAAGGUAGUUUCUCUAUUUUAUGAUGCAAAAAUUUAACAACCGUCCUCAAGCGCGCUUAACAUGUAUUCUUAUUUUUGUUUUUUUCAAUCUCUUGUCCUGUUUUACGAGAUGUGUUGUGGAAGAAACAUGCGUUUGGCUCAUGAACGUCAUACAAAGUGUAAAGCUAUGGCAUCGAACAUAAGAUGGGUGUCAAUUAAAUUGAUAUAUUUAAUGAAAAUCUUCGUGAACAAACUUAAAGAAGAGAGCUUAAACUCGCAAAUAAUCUUGACAAUGAUUACAAUCUUAACCUUAAGAUCUUAAAGCUUUACGCUGCCUUUUCCCUUUUCGUGCAAGAAUAAUAAUCUGUUGAAAACAUUAAUUUUAGAUAUAGAUCAGAAAAAAAAACAGCAAUAUAAGUCAAGAGUUCAUCCCAAAGACUUAGUUGACUUACAAUAAUCUACCAACUCGACAUGGUGAAUUUUUCUUUGGCUAGUUUUAGAACCGCUUUCAGACUAAUAAACAGAUAUCUCAUGCCCCAUUUUAUAUUUACAGAUGUAUCCGCUAAUUUGCCGAUAAUUUUCUAAAACAGAAUCAAUAUAUUUGAAUAAUCAAAAAUACAAAAAUCAGAAUCAGGAGGUGAGUCUCAUAAAUUGUUGAAUGCCUCAUUAGUAGUGCUGUUAGCUUCAUGAAGAGUUUCAUCUGUGGUAGGGAAAGUACAUCGUAAAGCAUUUGCGCUAUUGAACAAAUCUCUCGAGAUAAUUUCCCCCUUCAAUAUUGCCACGAUAACAUUAUUAAAAUAUUGCUGAUAGCAUUUUCGAAAAUGUAUGAUUGUUUAUCAGAUAUGCAUACCAUUAAUUAUAAUACGGCAGAUAUGGGAGAUCCGUGCGUCGGGUUUUGUGACGAAUUGAUCAUGAACUACAUUCGAUUUUGGUUGGGCUGAUAUGUCAUGAAACUCUCUUAUUACUAUUAGUUUUAUAGCCAUUCCCAACAGAUGUUGGAGUUUCAAACGACAUGAAUCUAACACUUUGCAUAGGGAUGCAAAGCAAAGUACUUAGUGCGACAACGACCAAAUUUUCAAUAAUUUGAAAUUAGCAGACUGGAAUUCAGACUUCGGAACUGACCUUCAGAAUGCAUUUUGUAUUUCAACUAUGGAGAAACUGAAAUUGGUCCGUAAACUUAAAUAAAAAUAAUUGGGCAGUAAAAUUAAAUAAAAAUAAGUCGUUAAAUCUUUAAACCACGAUAAACAAACGGCUGUGGUCAUACACAAUUGAAACAAGAAACUUAGAACUGAAUUGAUCCUACAAUUAGAAAUUGAAAUACGUGAGAAAAUAUCAAGUUAAACCACAAGCACACUAAAAUGGAGCUAGUGGAUCAAACGUCCGGAAAACAUUUAAAAUGCAGCGAAAUGAUACAAACUGUGCGGUCGAUAUCAAUAACGUAUCCAACUCAACACAACAAACUUUUUCGAGUUUCAUUUGCGAACGUUAUAACGAUGACCAGCAUAGAAAGCGACACAGUAAUUUCUCCACCAGAGGUUAAUUACAUUAUCAGUAUUAGCAUUAACAGCAUCGUCUGUCCUUUUACAGUUCUGCUCAACGUUCUGGUAAUUUUAGUCAUCAAAAAAAGAACACGACUUCGAACUAACAGCAACAUCUUGCUGGCCUGUUUAGCAGUUACUGACGCAUUGACUGGUCUCUUUGGCCAACCGUUAUAUGUCUUGUGGAGGAUAUUCCUAUUAUUUGGCCUCAGUAACAGUGAAAUACUUGAAAAUGUUUGUGUCUGUGUUAUGACUACACUUUCGUCUGCUUCAUACCUUCAUCUGAUGUUGGUUACUUUCGAGAGGCUCGUAGCGAUCAAAUAUGCGAUGCGCUAUUCAAACGUUGUAACUAAUAACAACCUGAAGAUAGCGGUGUUAGCAAUUUGGAUCAUUAGUUUCGUAUGUGGUACUUUAUGUGUGUUAAAAAUGUACCUAGCUUUGAAUUAUAUCGGAAGCCUCAUCUCAAUUUCAUGUAUCGUGCUCGUUGGCUUCGCAUAUGUGACUUUGUAUCAUGAAACCCGCCGCCAUCGAAUGAAGAUAAAAACACAGCAACUGCCCCAAGAAGAAGUGGAAAGAUCUACUAAAGAAAACAAAGCGCUGAAGACAACAGUGUUUGUAGUUAGUGCUGUUAUUGUGAGCCUUCUUCCAGCUGGUUUCUGUCUCAUCGGUUCAGCUACAGACCUUUUUGAUACUUGCCCAAUCGAUGAAUCAAUCUGGCAAACUUGCAGCGUGUUAAACUCGUUUGUUAAUCCACUGAUCUACUGCUGGAGACAAAACGAAAUGAGGAAGCUCGUAUUUAGAAAAGUGAAAUAG
Pocillopora meandrina is the source of this 3726-nucleotide messenger RNA. The record is from the annotation of a GenBank genome assembly. NCBI's taxonomy places the organism in Eukaryota, Metazoa, Cnidaria, Anthozoa, Scleractinia, Pocilloporidae.